Molecule: messenger RNA, 768 nt
Organism: Panicum hallii
Lineage: Eukaryota; Viridiplantae; Streptophyta; Magnoliopsida; Poales; Poaceae
Exons: 1
Coding region: 1-768 (255 amino acids)
Source: RefSeq, a predicted model, not a curated record
AUGGCACCUAGUCACCGAAGACACUACUUCGCCCAUCCACAGCACCCGCUUCUGAGGACUCAAUACGGCGGCGACUCCACCCAUGUCUGCGACAUCUGCCGAUCCCAGCUCGCCGGCCUCGCCGGCUACCGCUGCAACGCCUGCGACAUCGACGUCCACGAGGCUUGCGCUGUCUACUUCAAGGAGGCCGUCGCCUUCUUCGCGCACCCGUGGCACAGCCUCACCCUGAGCCGCAUCCCCGCCGCCGGCGCCGGGUGGGCGUGCGACCUCUGCGAGGAGGAGUGCGCCCCGGGGAGCUUCGUGUACCGCUGCGCCCGGUGCAUGUUCGACGUGCACCCUCUCUGCACGAUGCUCCCGCAGACGAUCCGGAGCGCCCUCCACCCCGAGCACGACCUCUGCAUGGUCCCUUCGUCCGGGCACUGCGCGGCCUGCCAUGGCGACUUGCCGGUGUGGCAGUACGUCUGCGGCGGAGACUGCCUCAUCAGGUUGCACAUCGCGUGUGUCUCCGGGGUGCUAAGCGGCGACGACAGCCUGCUUGCUGGCCAAAGUAGCGCCGGCGCCGGCGCCUCCCAGCAGCUGGGCAGUUUUGCUAGCCAAACUGCCAGCAGCGGUUACUGUUACAGUAGUGUUGCCCCGAAACCGAGCAGCAGCAGUGCGCGCGUCAUCGCCAAGUUCCUUCUCAAGGCAAGCUUCCGUGUCGCGGUCGACGCGGCAAACGGCGACUUGGCGUCGCCGGUGCUCAAUGUCCUGGAAGCAGCUUUCAGUUAA